AUGAUGGAGACGGAGGGCGUGAAGCAGCUGGUGACAUCUGGUGACAGGAAGUUCUCGAACGACUGCUACCUGGCGUUCGCCCACAAGUACCGCGUGCCCGUGGUAGGGGCGGUGGCGCUGGGCGGCGGGCUCAGCUGGAUGACCGACAUGGUGGGCAACCCGUUCCCACACGCCUAUCUGCCGGAGCCCAUGCUGCCCCUCAGCACCGGCAUGAGCUUCCUGCAGCGCAUGCACAACUCGCUGUUCGGCAACUUCCUCAGGUUCUACCAGCAGAUCUAUUACCUCCCGUCGUUGGACUCCGUGGUUCGCCAGCAUUUCAAUGGCCCCAACGUGCCGCCCCUGGCAGACCUGGAGCGCAACACGUCACUCCUGCUGGUGAACACUCACAUCAGCAUCUAUUACCCCCGGCCCCUGGUGCCGAACAUAAUAGAGGUUGGAGGCAUGCAAAUCAAGCCUCCGAAGAAGCUACUGCAGGACCUGCAGAAGUUCAUGGAUGACGCAAAAGAUGGAGUCAUAUUCUUCAGUUUGGGCAGUAAUAUAAAGUGCUCAGACAUUCCCGAGAAACAAAAGGCGGCGAUUCUCAGCGUGUUCUCCAAACUGAAGCAGAAUGUUCUGUGGAAAUUUGAUCUGGAAAGUAUGUCCAACCAGCCAGCGAACCUAAAACUGAGCAAAUGGUUUCCCCAAAAUGAUCUGCUCAACCACAAGAACAUGAAGUCAUUCAUAAUGCACGGUGGGCUGAUGAGCAUACAGGAGUCGAUAUCGGACAGUGUGCCGCUGCUGGGGAUCCCGGUGUUCGGCGACCAGAACGCCAACCUGGCGAGGGCGGAGGCCGACGGCUUCGGAAUGAAACUUAGGGUCAGCGAGCUGACUGAAGAGUCCUUCAGGAGGGCUGUCAACAAACUCCUGACCAACCCCAAGUACAAACAAAACGCGGAGAAACGUUCCGUCCUGUUCCACGACCGGCCAGAGAAGCUGAUGGAGACGGCGGUGCACUGGACGGAGUACGUGAUAUGGCACAAGGGCACAUACCACAUGAGGUCUGCCUCGCUGGACCUGGCGUGGUACCAGUACCUGCUGCUCGAUGUCAUCGUGGUGCUGGUGGUGCUGCUGGGGGCGCUGCUGCUGCUUUCUAAUCUUGUCUUUACUCCUGUAAUCACAGGUGCGCUGCCAUCAGCUGCACAGACAACGCUGGUGCGUCGUGUUGAGUAG
Molecule: messenger RNA, 1209 nt
Organism: Schistocerca nitens (vagrant locust)
Lineage: Eukaryota; Metazoa; Arthropoda; Insecta; Orthoptera; Acrididae
Product: UDP-glucosyltransferase 2-like
Exons: 3
Coding region: 1-1209 (402 amino acids)
Molecular function (GO): UDP-glycosyltransferase activity
Source: RefSeq, a predicted model, not a curated record